This is a messenger RNA of Exophiala mesophila, 993 nucleotides long. Its product is annotated as ribosomal protein S18. Gene Ontology annotation, biological process: mitochondrial translation. The coding region runs from base 95 to 646 and encodes 183 amino acids. NCBI's taxonomy places the organism in Eukaryota, Fungi, Ascomycota, Eurotiomycetes, Chaetothyriales, Herpotrichiellaceae. Gene Ontology annotation, cellular component: ribosome; mitochondrial small ribosomal subunit. The record is from RefSeq and is a predicted model, not a curated record. Gene Ontology annotation, molecular function: structural constituent of ribosome; small ribosomal subunit rRNA binding. The transcript has 3 exons.
CGUAACCUUGCACAAUCUUCAGGUAUCAGACGACAUUGAAGGCUCCCAGCACAACAACAUCCAGCAAAGGACACAACCGGGCCAGUAACCCAAGAUGAGUGCCUCAUGGACCUCCAGUUGGGGGCUGAGAUCACUUUCUUCGGCCUUGCCACGAGUAUCGCAGCCAUGCCGCUCAUUAAAACUUACCCAACCGACAUCGAGACAUGUUUCGACCCCCAACAUAGCUUCAUUCAACCGACAAGUCGCCCUUGAUGCGGAAAACACAGCCCUUAAGAGAUUAAUAACCCGGCGGUGGCAGGUUGGCGAUGUCUAUGCGCCUCACGACCUAAGUCCCGCAGAGACUCGCAAAUGGGCUAGGAGAAAUGCCCCGUCUUACGAUCCUUUUGACAAGUUGAACAUCAACCCUCUUUCUCUCUACAAGAACUUCACCGUCAUGUCAGACUUAAUGACAACCGCUGGUCGAAUCCUACACUCAAAGCGAACUGGCUUACGGCCUGUGAAUCAGCGGAAGAUCGCCAAAGCGAUCCGAAGGGCGAUCGCUCUUGGUCUUAUGCCCUCGACCCAUCAACAUCCACAAUAUCUGGUACGCACGGCGAGAAACAACGUGAUGAACGGACCGACAGAUGCACGACCAUACAGAAGGUGAUGCGUUUGUGUGUUGAUCUGGAUUGCCCGGUUGUAAAAAAGGAACGAAGUGUAUAUUUUUGACUGCAUGGCACUCGGUCCAAACGGGGUAUUAGCUGUUGUAGAAUAAGGGCAUUGAUUUGAUGGCUUUUCUCCUUUCAAUGAGGAAGGGACCAGUUACACGGGUGGUGAAAUCCAAAGCGUAGACUUGACACUCAAGUUGCUUGAUCAUGGAGGACCAGUCCCUAGGCAUACAGGCAUGCCUGGUUAGGCGCCUUGGAUAAAGAUAGACUUACCUAAAGUUCCCUAACAAUAAUGGAGAAAGCCUUGUGUGGGGCCGAAAAGGUCAUCAUUACGCAUUUGUAGGCA